UCCGUUCUGAAUGGAGCAACAGCGGAAAUGGCAUCAUUAUUUUCUAUGUUUCUGCAUGGACGUUGUCGGACGCGGUAGAUUGGAAUCGCAACGAUUAAUUUAGCUAGCUAGCUGCUGAUUAGAAGACGAUUUAGAAGAGUUUUAACGUAGUGACUGCAAGGUUGGGGUGUUGAAACUGCCCUGCGUUCAUGGCCACCCCUCAGUUGCAACAGCCGAAUUUCCUUCUGGCCAAUCUGAAAACUGACUGGGCAAUCAAGCCUCUUCUGCAGCGAUGUCAAGAGUUGGUGAAGGUGAUCGAUGACAAUCCUGCCAAGGAUCUACACCUGAUCUUCCCUUGGCUGGUAGAGAGCAUAUUUGGUAGUCUGGAUGGCGUCAUUGGAGGGUGGAACCUGCGGUUUCUGCAGGCCCGUAACAAUGAGUAUAAUAUCGCUAUGGAGUUCCUAGACCCCAGUGGUCCAAUGAUGAAACUUCUCUACAAGCUACAAGCAGAAGAGUACAAGUAUGAUAUCCCAAUCACUUGUCUCCCAGGACCUUUGAAAGCAUCCAUUCAGGAAGGCACCAUUCCCGAUUGUCCACUUUUUCAAAAGCUGCAGCUCCCUCUCUCUGGCCAGAUGAGUCUCAGUCUGUCCUUCAAUCCCUUUGAAUAUUACAUGUUUUACUUCGCCAUGAGCCUCAUAACCCAAAGGAAUCACCCCAGCGGGCUGCAUAUUAGCACAUCGGACAGUGCCUACUUCACACUGGUGGACGUCUACCUGAAGUACUUCUUGCCUACUGAGGGCAACGUGCCUCUGUCACCUUUCUCAGAUAUCAGGGCCACGGUGCCACCACCUGCAGCCAGGUCCCCCAGCGUUCCGUUUGCAGGGUACGGCAUCCCCAGCACCACCCUGCUGAAACGCCACAUCUCCCAUCAGCCUUCUGCCAGCGCCGACCCCGCGGCCCUGGAGAUCUGGAGGACUGAGACGCUGCUGCAGAUGUUUGUGGAGGUAUGGCUGCACCACUACUCUCUGGAGAUGUACCAGAAGCUCCAAUCCCCCCAGGUGAAGCUGGCGGUGCUCCAGUACCGACUCGGUAUUUCCAGUAUGCACUGCAGCCCCCCGGCCCCGCCCGGCUAUGGGACCCUCAGCACGUACCAAGAGCCCUUCAGCCCCACCGAGGAGCACGUGCUGGUGGUGCGGCUGCUGGUCAAGCACCUUCACGCCUUCUCCAACAGCCUGAAGCCCGAGCCGGCCGCCCCCUCACCCUCCGCCCAACCACAGGCCAGCCCCCUGGAGGAGUUUAAGCGGGUGGUAAUCUCCCGAUUCGUGCAGCAGAAACUCUACAUCUUCCUCCAGCACUGCUUCGGUCACUGGCCCCUGGACGCCUCCUUCAGGGCAGUGUUGGAAACCUGGCUAAGUUACAUCCAGCCCUGGAGGUAUACUUCUGAAAAGAGUAAUCCUUCAUUGGACGGCCAGAACAAAAAUGUCCCUGAGAAAUGGGCAGCCUUUGUGCAGGAGAACCUGCUGAUGUACACCAAGCUGUUCCAGGGUUUCGUAAACCGAGCGGUACGCACGGACCUGGUCAACAGCAAGAACGCGCUAAUGGUGUUCAGGGUCGCCAAAGUUUUCGCUCAGCCCAACCUGUCGGAAAUGAUCCAGAAAGGAGAGCAGCUCUUCCUCGAGCCAGAGCAUGUUCUGCACCACCGGCAGCAGCGACUGUUCCUCAGCCCCGCCCACGGCGGCAGCUUCCUGUCUCCACGGCAACCCGCGGAGGCCGACGCCGUCUUCAAGGUCAAGAGUCACGUCUACAGCCUGGAGGGGCAGGACUGCCAGUACAAGCAAAUGUUUGGGACAGAGCAGCGUAAUGCGGUGAUACAGCUGGUCCAGCUCGUAGCUCAGGCCCAGCAGACGACGAAGCGCAUGUCUGAUUGCUCGGGAGAGGCCGCUGCCAAACAGUCCUACCUCUCCUGGUUUGGCUUGGGUUCAUCAGACCUCAACACCACCUACACAGGUGGAGAGCUGGACGAAACGGGCGAGAGCGGGAAGAAGACCCACGAGCAUUUGGAGAGGGCUCUGGACUACCUGUGUCAGAUAUUUCGGCUGAAUGCUGGGCAGGUGUGCCAGCUGAUGGGAACCAUGGCAACUACAAAGAAUGAUGUGGGAUCCAAUCAGCUACCUGACUGCAUUCAAGGACAAAAUGGGCUGAUCCUCACUGACCUGGGCAGGAUGCAGAUUAUUAAUGGACUGCGCAGAUUCGAGAUUGAGUAUCAAGGGGACCCAGAGCUGCAGCCCAUAAGAAGCUACGAGAAUGCAUUUUUGGUUCGGCUGCUGUUUUGGAUAGCGUCGCUUGUGAACCGGCGGUUUGGAGGACACAUGGAUGCGCUGUGUGUAAGGAGGGACUUCCUGGGCCGGCUGGGGCAGUACUACUUCAUGCGCGACACGCCCGCCGAGAGGUGCCGGAAGAGCCCGGCGACGCGGCGGAGCCUGGAACGCCACCUGGGGCCGCGCCUCAGCCUCCGCCUGUUCGCCAGCUAUCGCACCAUACUCGCCAUCCUCCUGCUCUACCUGCUGGGGGCGCUCUUUUCCUUCGGCCCUCUGUCCAGCACGGGCCUCAUACUGGUGGCCGCCUUUAUUCACGGACUUUUCAUGAUCGCGUUGGCUGAGAAGCAGAAAAAACAAUAGCACGAGUUAUACUACAAGUUUUUUAUUUUUUCCCAGUUCUUGCCUUCACAUGUAAAUACAAUAUGUUUUUUUUACUAGGUCUAUGUUUACAAGCAAAAACAGCUGAUUGGAAAACUGCCUUCACCUCUAAAUGAAAUGUCAACGUCUGUAGUUAAGGGCUCUUGAUUAAGACAUUUGGAAGACAGUACCUUUACUUGUGGCCAGGGGCACCAUAUGGGGAGACGAUUCCGAAGGUCCAGACUCACAGGGGCCUUCAAAAAAUUGUGCUGUAAUUGUUUCAGGGAUGGGGUAGCCCAGGGUGGUGGUUCCCAAAAUGUGAAAUCUUUUCAUGGGAAUCAAAAUCCCUGGUGACACCCCUGCUUGUGGCUUUCAAUUCAAUGACUGACCAAGUCAACAGGUGCACUUCGUUUAUCUGUAUAGAGAUCUACAUUGUAAAACUUUUAAGCUAGUAAUUUUCAGUGUAUUAUCCUUAGCGAUGUAUAAAAAAAGAGUUUCCCUACAAGAUGCUAGUAAAUAGCUUUUAUGCUAUGUAGCAGACACAGAAAGGGGAAUAAAGCUCAGCUCGAAUGACA
Messenger RNA from Anguilla rostrata (American eel), 3229 nucleotides. Its product is annotated as sphingomyelin phosphodiesterase 4-like. Gene Ontology annotation, biological process: glycerophospholipid catabolic process; ceramide biosynthetic process; sphingomyelin catabolic process. The transcript has 20 exons. Gene Ontology annotation, molecular function: sphingomyelin phosphodiesterase D activity. NCBI's taxonomy places the organism in Eukaryota, Metazoa, Chordata, Actinopteri, Anguilliformes, Anguillidae. The coding region runs from base 189 to 2657 and encodes 822 amino acids. The record is from RefSeq and is a predicted model, not a curated record.